This is a messenger RNA of Contarinia nasturtii (swede midge), 681 nucleotides long. RefSeq lists its product as uncharacterized. The transcript has 3 exons. NCBI's taxonomy places the organism in Eukaryota, Metazoa, Arthropoda, Insecta, Diptera, Cecidomyiidae. The record is from RefSeq and is a predicted model, not a curated record. The coding region runs from base 248 to 574 and encodes 108 amino acids.
UUCUGCUUUUAGAAUUCACAGGAGUAGCACGUGCUACUGGAAGAACACGGUGCUAUUCGGAAAGUUAGCCUAACGAUUUUUUUUAAUGAACCAAGUUAAAGAAUAGUCAAAAAUAAAGAAAAAUCGACCAUUUUUGUUUAGAAUCAGUUGUUACUGGUGGGCCAGCCAAAUAAAAUUCGGGAAAUUUGAAAAUUAAUUGAACCAAUUUCAUUGGGUUGGGUGAAGAAAGCAAAAAAAGGGUCAAAAUAUGGCACGAAAGAAACGAAAUGCACACGGAUUCAAAUCCAAUAUCCCGGCCAAACAAGAUCGUAAAGCGGCAGAAGAUUUGAUAAAAUUAAUGGAACAGAUGAAGCAAAACGGCAAAGCAAUCCAUCCACAUCAAUUUAGAGGUGAAGUCCACAAAGAAUUAUGCAAAAUUUGGCGAUGCGCUGUUUCUGCACGAAGCCACAACCGUCUUCGUGCAAUAUUAGAAUUCCGAACAAAGGAGGAAUGGUUCCGUACUCGGUACGACAAAGUGUCACCACCAUCAAAGCAAACCUUGCAACGUCGCAAAGCGACCAAAAAGCAACAAUAACAACUGCCGCAAUUACGCUAAAUAAAAGGAAUAAUGAAACAUGCUCGUGCACGUGAAAAAUAUAAAUAAUCUUGUUUCUGCAUGUUAAUUUUAACAAUGUAAUUGAU